Molecule: messenger RNA, 1026 nt
Organism: Caenorhabditis auriculariae
Lineage: Eukaryota; Metazoa; Nematoda; Chromadorea; Rhabditida; Rhabditidae
Source: the annotation of a GenBank genome assembly
AUGGAAACAAUUCCUAGCACUGGAAGCAUCGAAGAAAGAAAAAAGAGAAAUUUCGAAGAAGAGAAAAGAAAAAGAAGGUGCGAAAAUACAUUCGAGUAUCGUGUUUCAGAGCCCAGACCAACAUCCGCUUCGUGGUAAUGUAAGACGAAAAAGGUGUGUUGACUGAAGAAAAAGAUUAAAUUGAAUUUGUGGAAAAGGGUCUUCAAGUUCAAGUUAUUCAGCUAUUUAAUGUUAAUUUAUUCCUCUGAACGAGGCAUCAGUGGCGCGAAAAUUGUUUUUCCUCCAGUCGAGCGAGAUCUCUUUGCUGCUUUGGAUCCAAUUUGCGAAAAAAUCCAGCCUUUUCUGAACCAUAUUUAGCGGAAUAGGAUCAAAAAUGCCUUAUUUGAAAAACAUUAGAGAUACACUCUUCAUCUGAAUUUUUGCGAAUAAAAAAAUAUCGAGAUUUUUUUCUAUCUAAAUAUUAAUCUCAGAACUUUUGAGAGUACCUCGAGUGUUUUUUUUUUCAAACUAAAGCUAGUUUUGAAGUUAAUUUGCGACCGAAAAAGAUAUUUAAUCUAAGUUAAAGGGGCAAAAAAAUGAGAAAAACGCUCAAAAAAAUGAAAAAAAGUUAUGAUUGAAGUUAAAGAAGAUCUAUUUAUUGAUUUUUUUAGACGCGUGAUGACAAUAUUUAAAGUUAAUUAACUUAUGCAAGUUUGGUUUGAAAUUUCCUCAUACCAAGAAGUCAUGACGUAGAAAUGCAAUACUCAAUUAACUUGAACGAGUUUUAAGACUCGAAAUAAUAUUGAAAAAAAAAACAGAAACGGAAUCCAAGGCGAGGACAGAAGAGAGACAACUGGGAUUGAUUGGGAGUGGCCGGUGACUGACGGGCGGGACGUCUUUCCGGAAACGACGACGUCUAAACUUGGCCAGGCCCUCGAGACGUGGGAACAUCCGAGAAGAGCCGCAAGAACAAUCAAGAAGAAGUUCGUGGGCGGAUCGCUUCAAAAAGGUCGAACGGAACAAGAAAUGACGAGGCUGAAUUACUGA